This is a messenger RNA of Eremomyces bilateralis CBS 781.70, 2689 nucleotides long. Its product is annotated as Rad4-domain-containing protein. Gene Ontology annotation, molecular function: single-stranded DNA binding; damaged DNA binding. Gene Ontology annotation, cellular component: nucleotide-excision repair factor 2 complex; nucleus; cytoplasm. Lineage: Eukaryota; Fungi; Ascomycota; Dothideomycetes; Eremomycetales; Eremomycetaceae. The record is from RefSeq and is a predicted model, not a curated record. The annotation marks the transcript as partial. The transcript has 2 exons. Gene Ontology annotation, biological process: nucleotide-excision repair; mismatch repair.
UGUCAGUUGUAGUUCAUCGUGUCAAAUGUCAAGCUCAUCUUUCCGACUUCUCGCUCAGAUACAGUACCGGUUUCAAGCGCGGAACAAGAAAGAGAACGAACCCAUUUGCCACUUCCACAACUUCCCGAAACUGAAGUUUUACCGCAGUGCUUGGAUUACCAACCUCUCAGGAUGAUCUCUCUCCGACAAUGCACGCGGUAUUAGCGUAGAAACUGCUCUGAAUGCCAUAACCAUGGGUCCCGUUGUUCCGACUAAGAGAAAAUACGUCGGUGACGGAGAUGAGGACACAUCGGCUUCAAAGCGGUCGCCUCCCAAGCCGACGCUCCACAGGAAGGCGAAACAGACCGUCUUUGAUGCCGUGGACGCAGCAACAGACCGUAAAAAUUACGAAGACUCUCGGGGACCGCCUCUAACAACCCUGUCGACCAGCGACGAUGAAUCACUGAGCGACAUCAGCAGCGACGAGUUCGAAGACGUCAAGCAGCCCGCUGCUGAUCCAGCCGAGGAUGAGGACGAAGAGGAUUGGGAAGACGCAAUGGAAUCAAGGGGCGAUCACGACAACCAUGUGCUGGAGAACACUGACGAAGUGCGUGGAGAACCAAUGGACCUUGAACUCACGUUGCCUGACGCAAGCACUACCUAUAUCCCCGAGAUCAAUGUCUCUGGGAGAAAGGGACCGAGCAAGACAGAGCGCGAAAUGCGGAUCCUCAUUCACAAGGUACACGUUGUUUUCCUUCUCUACCACAACUUCCUUCGGAAUUGGUGGAUGAAUGACCAGGCCGUGAGAGAUGCCCUCAUGCGGAACCUCAGCGGAUCCGUGAAGGAGGAGAUCAAUAAUUGGAAACGAUCAAUGGGGAUGGCCGGAGCUGAGGUACAGGGGCAGGCUCCUCAGGAAGUCAACCGUGGCAAAGGAACAUCAGACCGCCGAUCACAGGAUUGGUCGGGGUCUGCAUCUCGAACAGAAGAAGGAAAACCGGACUUAAGUCGCGGAGACCCGACAUCUCGUUUCUUACGAUAUAUUGCUUCCCACUGGCGGAAGAGGUUUCGGAUCACCGCCCCUGGACUGCGGAAACGGGGUUAUCUGUCAGUCAAAGACGUAGAGACCGAAAUCAAAAGCUUCCAACAAAGCCAUGACUUCCACGAUAGGUUUGGGGAACAUAUAGAAAGCCUGGAUGAGUUCAAGGCACAUGCGGAGAGCUUGACCGGCAGUCGGGACCUGGGGACGCAACUAUUCGUUUCUUUGCUGCGCGAACUGGGAUUUGAAGCUCGUUUGUCCUGCAACUUACAGCCGUUGGGCUUUGGAUGGAGUAAAAUUGAGGACGUUGACGCGAAAAAGCUACGAAAAGUGCGCUCAGCUCAGCAGAAGGAGUCGGAAGCUGGAGGGAAGGCGUCCAGAAGCGGCCGAGAACCUGUCCCUGCAGAAGGUUCGGACGAGCUCUCUUUAGGCGAAAAGGAGUUCCCCUAUCGACCAAAGAAGAUCGAUAACGAUCUCACCGCUCCCAAUUACUGGGUAGAGGUCCUGUCGCCCGUUACGAACCGCUACAUCCCGGUAUCCGUUUUUCCGAACAUCCUCGUAGGACAAAGUGAUGAUCUCGAUGCAUUCAUAGCUCGAGGGAAAGCCGCUAAUGAAAGCAAGCAAACGAUUGCUUACGUGGUGGCAUUCUCGACGGAUGGCUCAGCAAAGGACGUCACGGUCCGCUACCUUAAGAAUCGGCGUUUACCGGGCAAGGCGAAAGGAUUUCGAGUUCCUAUCGAGAAAAUCCCGUUGUAUAAUUCUCGAGGGAAAGUUAUCCGAGUACAGGAUUUUGACUGGUUUAGCCACAUUCUCCGGGCUUACGCGAGACCGUCGGCUAUGCGAACAGAUGCCGACGAAUUGGAAGACAAUGAGGAGCUGAAGCCAGUGGAGGACGACGCCAAACAAUUAAAAGCGAAAGAGGAGACUCUUCAGUGGUACAAAACAUCUGCCGAGUUUGUCCUUGAGCGCCAUCUACGGCGGGAAGAAGCAAUCCGCCCAGGGGUGCGUCCAGUCAGACAUUUCAUUCCGAACGUCCGCUCCAAAAAAGGAGAUGAAAAGCCGCCCGUUAAACCGGAACCGGUUUACUUUAGGAAAGAUGUGCUGGCAUGCCGGACAGCAGAGUCCUGGCAUAAAGAAGGAAGGCAAGUGAUCGCAGGAACAGAUCCUUUGAAAAUGGUUCCAACCCGCGCGGUGACCAUCUUGCGGAAACGGGCUCUGGAAGAGAUUCGAGCCCAAACAGGCGAGGCGCCUACGCAAGGUCUCUAUUCGAAGGAUCAGACGGAAUGGAUCAUCCCUGAUCCUAUUGAAGAUGGCAAAAUUCCGCGCAACUCAUUUGGAAACAUCGACGUUUACGUCCCAACAAUGGUGCCCAGAGGUGCAGUGCACUUAAAACUCAGGGGUGCUGCUCGAGUAUGCAAGAAGCUUGGCAUCGAUCACGCUGAAGCUUGUGUUGGGUUUGAAUUUGGAGGAAGAAUUGCCGUUCCCAUUCUUCAUGGCGUCGUUGUCGCGGAAGACAACGUAGGACUGGUCACGGAUGCAUGGCGGCAUGAUAUGAAGGAGAAGGAGCAGAAAGAGAAGGCCAAAAUGAGGAAGAAGCUGCUGACAUUGUGGGCGAAGUUUGCACGAGGAUUGGUGGUUUGGGAGCGGGUUAAGAACACGUACGGGGAAGAAGAU